Cygnus olor (mute swan) is the source of this 2704-nucleotide messenger RNA. RefSeq names its product glucose-6-phosphatase catalytic subunit 1 (gene G6PC1). Lineage: Eukaryota; Metazoa; Chordata; Aves; Anseriformes; Anatidae. The record is from RefSeq and is a predicted model, not a curated record. Gene Ontology annotation, cellular component: membrane. The coding region runs from base 159 to 1235 and encodes 358 amino acids. The transcript has 5 exons. Gene Ontology annotation, molecular function: glucose-6-phosphatase activity. Gene Ontology annotation, biological process: glucose 6-phosphate metabolic process; gluconeogenesis.
GUGAUGCACCUUUGGCAAAAGUGGUUUUGGGUCCAAAGAUCGGCGCUGGGACAAGCGACCUGCCGGCAGCAAACACGAGCCCGCAGGAUAUAAAACCACGGCGCGGCGCGGGGCAGCCCGGACCCGCCGGGAGGCAGCUGAGGAGGAGGAGGAGAAGGAUGGAGGCCGGCAUGAACGUCCUGCACGACGCGGGCAUCCAGGCCACGCGCUGGCUGCAGGAGCACUUCCAGGGCUCCCAGGACUGGUUCCUCUUCAUCUCUUUCGCCGCCGACCUCAGGAACACUUUUUUCGUCCUUUUUCCUCUCUGGUUCCAUUUCUGCGAGCCGGUGGGCAUCCGGCUCAUCUGGGUGGCCGUGAUCGGGGACUGGCUCAACCUCGUCUUCAAGUGGAUCCUGUUUGGGGAGAGACCCUACUGGUGGGUGCAUGAGACGGAUUACUACAGCAACGCCUCCACCCCAGCCAUCCAGCAGUUCCCACUCACCUGCGAGACCGGCCCCGGGAGCCCCUCCGGCCACGCCAUGGGCGCAGCAGGUGUGUACUACGUGAUGGUGACCGCCCUGCUCUCCAUCGUGUCAGGCAAGAGGCAGUCAAAGACGCUGAAGUACUGGGUUUUGUGGAUGGCGCUUUGGACGGGCUUCUGGGCGGUCCAGGUCUGCGUCUGUCUGUCCCGAGUCUUCAUCGCCGCCCACUUCCCCCAUCAGGUCAUCGCGGGGGUCUUCUCCGGCAUGGCGGUGGCCGAGACCUUCCAGCACGUCCGCUCCAUCUACCACGCCAGCCUCCGCAGGUACCUGGGCGUCACCACCUUCCUCUUCAGCUUCGCCCUGGGCUUCUACCUGCUGCUGCGGGCGCUCGGCGUGGACUUGCUCUGGACCCUGGAGAAGGCGCAGAGGUGGUGCGCCCACCCCGAGUGGGUCCACAUCGACACCACCCCCUUCGCCAGCCUCCUCCGCAACCUCGGCAUCCUCUUCGGGCUGGGGCUGGCCCUCAACUCCCACAUGUAUCUGGAGAGCUGCCGGGGGAAGCAGGGCCGGCAGCUGCCCUUCCGCCUGGGCUGCGCCGCCGCCUCGCUGCUCGUCCUGCACCUCUUCGACGCCUUCAGGCCGCCCUCGCACCUGCAGCUGCUCUUCUACGUCCUCUCCUUCUGCAAGAGCGCCGCCGUGCCCCUGGCCACCGUCGGCCUCAUCCCCUACUGCGUCUCCCAGCUCCUGGCCACGCAGGACAAGAAGGGCGUCUAGCGGGGGGGCUGUGGCACGGGUGUCCCCCCCAGGUAACGGCGCGGCCGCCCCGGCUCCGCAGUGGGGGCAAGGAGCGGACCGUGGGACCGUGGGGUUUGUGCUGGUUUCUCUCCCCAUUACGGCUGCGACCCCGUUAUGACUCCACCGCUGGUGCCGGCCGUGCCACAGGUGCUGGUGGCACGAGGGACAGGGGUGGCACCACCGGGAGCAGGGUGCUGCGCGCCCAUGGGUGCUCAGGGUCUGCUGGCGAGGCGGCUCUGUCACGGGAACGGGCGGGCUGUGGGGGGGUGGGGAGCAGGAUUUGGAGACAAACACAGGCUUGUGGGAGCCUGUAGGCCCGUAGCCCAUCAGCCCGUGGGCCCCGGUGUUCGGUAUUCGCUGCUGCGUGAAGCAGCGUGGGGUUUAGGGGUGUGUGUGGGUGUGUGUGUGUGUGUGCACGUAUACAGAGGGGAAACAAGGGUAUUUUAUUAAAGCUGGAGGUGUAUUUAGCUGGUGAGUUCAGCUGUCUUGUGGGCAUGGGGACGGUGACCGAGUGCCACCUGCAGGGACCAGGAGGGGGCUGGAGGGAGGACGUCCCUCCUGGGGUGCUGCUCCUGUCCUUGUGAGGCGCGGGUGGAAGCACCAGGAACGGCAGCGCCGGGCUCCCCACGUCCUCCUGCAGCCCAAAAUACACCGGGUGAGGAAAGGACGGCCCGGGAGCCCCUCGGAAGAGCGCGGAGAUGUCCUGGCCCUCAUCCAGCGGUGACGGGGCUCUGGGCAGGGAGGCAAAGCCGCUUUCGAGCUGUUUGCUCGGGGCUCCUGGGUGCGCCACGCGCGUGGCACCUCGCUGCUGCCGGCAGCCAGCACAGCCUCAGGACCGGCCGGGCUGUUUGGGGUCUGGGCUGUUUGGGGUCUGGGCUGUUUGGGGUCUGGGCUGUUUGGGGUCUGGGCUGUUUGGGGUCGAGCUGCCCCGGUGCAGCCCCGCUCGGCUCUCCUGCAUCCCCGACCCCCUACCCCAUUGGUAUAGCUCCAGCACGCGUACCCGCAGGGCUCGUGCACAUGAUGGUGCAGGCUGGUGGCUCUCGGGGACACCACGGUGCACACACAGGCUGCCUGCAGCCCCCGUGUCCCCCUGCGGCUCAGCCGGUGUCCGGUGCCGCGUGGUGAUGAAGCCCAAACCACAAAUCAUCCGAACCCCGCAAUAAAACUCAGGGAAUGAGGGCUGCUGCUGCUGCUUCCCCUCCUCCUGCAGCAAAGCGUCCCAGCAGGAGCUGGUGGCCUGCACAGCCCUGACCCUUGGCCUGAUCCUGCCGUGCACAAACAGCUCGGGAGCUGGCAGGGGGCUCUGCUCCGUGCGGCCAGGGGAGGAGACCGCAGGUGCUGAGGCUGCUGCCAUCCCCUGCGCUCGUGGCAGAUAAACGGUUUUAGGACGGAGGUUUCUCGUGUUUUAUUUCUCUGGUUAUUAUCAAUGUCUGGACUAAAGCUGUAGU